AUGUAUACCCACCCUGAUCUCUAUUACCACGAAACACCGACAAAACCAAAAUUCUCAAAACGUCAAUUCAGGAAGUACUUCAUCCUAAAUGACUCUAAAUCUGAUCUUAAUAGUGAUGAUGAUGAUGAUCUAUGUGAUAAUCAGAACUUCGUACAUGUACCGGAACAGAAGGAACCAAUACGCUAUAUAAAAGAUGAUGUUCAUGGCAAAUCAAACAAUGCAAUUUUUGAUCGAGUUAUAGAACCCAAUUACAUAAAAGAGACCAAAGAAAAACCAAUACAACGCCUAGAUUGGGACAAUUAUCACAGGCUAAAUGUGAUACAUAAAUUCAUGGAUGACUUGGAGUUUGAAUACCCUUCGAUAUGUACUGUUGGAUACAUUGGGUCAUCUUUAGAAGGCAGAGAUUUGAAGAUUCUUAAGGUAUCCAACAGUAACGCAACUAAUUCAGCUGUCUGGAUAGAUGCUGGUAUUCAUGCAAGGGAGUGGAUAGCGCCCGCUGUCAAUACAUACAUUGCUAAUCAUAUCGCUAGAAAUUUUAGCACUCUUCCAGCAAGUGUUACAAAUAAGGACUGGUACUUCCUACCAGUAGUUAAUCCCGAUGGUUAUGAGUUCACCCAUACUGUCGAUCGGAUGUGGAGGAAAAACAGAGCUUGGCACGGAGGGCAAUGUCUGGGGGUAGAUCUAAACAGGAAUUUUAGCUAUGGCUGGGGGGGUAAAGGUUCUUCAGAGAAUCCAACUCAUGCCUUUUAUCGGGGACCUGAGCCCUUUUCCGAGCCAGAAUCAUGUGCUAUGAGAGACUUCUUAUCCAAAAGCGGUAUAUCGUUCAAAAUCUACAUAACGUUACAUAGCUACGGACAGAUUAUUUUAUUUCCUUUCGCGUACAGAGACGAACUCUGUCCGGACUACGUGAGAUUGCUUGAAGGAGCGUCCAUUAUGUCAAAGGCCAUAUAUGAGUGUAGUGGCAACACCUACAAAGUCGGGAUAUCAAGGGAUGUAAUGUAUGGAGCUGCGGGCACAAGCAAUGACUGGUGUUACGGAGCAGCUGGUAUACCCUACUGCUACCUUAUAGAACUGCGAAGUAAGAAACACAAGUUCAAACUGCCCGAGGAGGAGAUACAAGAGACUGGGAAAGAAAUUCUGAGCUGCGUUAAGGCUCUGAUGGAAUUUAUUGAUGAGAAAGAUGGGGUUGAAGCACAAAGGUACAAUCUUAGUCUUAGUUAA
Molecule: messenger RNA, 1221 nt
Organism: Leptosia nina
Lineage: Eukaryota; Metazoa; Arthropoda; Insecta; Lepidoptera; Pieridae
Source: the annotation of a GenBank genome assembly